Molecule: messenger RNA, 1720 nt
Organism: Nothobranchius furzeri (turquoise killifish)
Lineage: Eukaryota; Metazoa; Chordata; Actinopteri; Cyprinodontiformes; Nothobranchiidae
Gene: mcfd2
Product: multiple coagulation factor deficiency 2, ER cargo receptor complex subunit
Molecular function (GO): calcium ion binding
Source: RefSeq, a predicted model, not a curated record
AUGCUCAGAGUGCUAACAGCGACUGACUGAAAACAACAAGCGUUCCCAGCGGAGACGCGAAUUUUAUAAAGAAUGAGAAGCUGCAGGCGUAGCUUGUCUUGGGGAGCUCUGCUCCUCCUCCUGGCCUGCUGUCAGCUGCAUGUUCAGUCCCAGGUGGCUCCUCACCACCACCAGCCUCCACCUGUAAUAGAAGGGGCAGCUCGCAUAUCUGGUCACAGUCGCCUGGACAGAAACAUGGUCCAAGACCAGGAUCACAUCAUGGAGCAUCUGGAGGGAGUGAUAGACAAACCUGAGAAAGACAUGACGCCCCAGGAACUCCAGCUGCACUAUUUUAAGAUGCACGACUACGAUGGAAACGACCUUUUGGACGGUCUGGAGCUAGCCACAGCCAUCACGCAUGUACACAAAGAAGAGAGAGGAGAGAACAGCCAGCCGAUGAAAGAGGAGGACCUGAUUGCACUAAUCGAUGACGUCCUGAAGGACGACGACAAAAACAAUGAUGGCUACAUAGACUAUGCAGAGUUUGCCAGAUCCUUGGAGUAGAACCGUGUUUAGCUUCCUUUGUAUCCGCGGCGACAAAAGAAGUUGCCAAAUGUUGGCAGGAGGCAUACGUGGAGACAAGGCUGCACCUCGUCAGGAAAGAUCUCACAAUCAGUCAUGGGCUCGGUCCUCUUCUGAUCUUUCAUACAGGAGAGUCGGAGCACCGCUGGUGGGUUCAUCUCAAAAAACAAAAACUUUUUAUGCCUCAUUUCAGAUCAUUUCUUGUAGUUUAGACACUUUUUGCACCGUUUGCUUUGUUGAUUUCUUGAAAUCGCCAAAGUUUGAGGUAAUCUAAAUUUAAUUUUGUGUUUAAUUCUUGGUAAAUUCCAUGAAAGACGUAUUUUCUGUUCUGUCGGUGACCUUUAGAGAUGUCGCUCUAAAACUUCCCAGCAGAACUUAUUUCUGACAAACUGCAACAGCAGACGUCUGUAAUGACUGAAUGUUACAAAGGUUCGCUGCUCGUCGGGUUUCCACGUUCAGCGCCGUGAUCUGCAGCAGCACCAGAGUCUCAAAAGGUAAACAAGUCUGUGGACUGACUCGGAAUGUGGGCUCGUGUCGUCGUAGGGGUGAUUUAGUCGAGUCAUUUAGCAGCACUUGAGGGAAUGUUUAAACGGACCACUUCAUUUCAAACACACACACAUACACACACACACACACACACACACACAGCUACUGGCGUGGCGGGGGUGCCACCUCCUUUGGCGGUAGACACCUUUUUCCAUUCUCCGGUGUUUUGUUUCCACUUUUCCGAUCGGAUCCCGUUGUAGAUCGAUGCCGACCUCCCUGGAGGUGAAUCCGUCUCACAAACGCAGAACGCCGAGCCACGCUGCACUUUGCAGGUCCUCUUACUGAAAGCACACAUCUGCCACGUCGGUGUCGGUGAAGUACUUGAACGUAAACUUUCAGAUGUUCGCUGCCUUUCACCAGAAAAAGGAUAAAAUCCGUCAUUAAUUCUGCUGAAUCCAUCUGUGGAAUACUUAUUUUCCUGAGAUCUAGUUUUUCAUAUGGAUAAAUUCUAUUUUUGCCAUUCAGUCUUGUCUUCAAUCAGUUCUGGUUGUUGAAUAAAAACAGAUAUUUGAACAUUUCAGAAUGUAAAAUAAAAUCCUGUCCGUUGCACACCUGUGAUGUUGUUGCUGUUGGGAUCCAUUUGGACGGAUUAAACUCGUGACACCACGUGGGA